AUGUCCUCUCCACUUCGCCCUCAGUUCUUCUGUGCCCGUCCAAACGGCACUAUCACCCCCCUCAUUGCUGUCGAUGAGCUCCCCUCCCAUAUAUCGAUCCGUGGAGUCCCUCGUACACUGUCCGCCAACGAGACCCAGGGCAUGACUAGCUUAGGCACCGUGAGCCCAAGGGCGCAAACCUACAUCAUCGAUGGCCUGGUGCCAGCGUCGACCCGCGCUUCUUCUGGCCCUCGUUCCCGUGACUUUGACCUGCAGGCCUCCCUCAUGAGACUUGUCUCUGAUGAAAAUGUUCCGGCAAACCAGCGCCUGGCCGUGAACGCCCUCCUUCAGCAAGGUAUUUCCCAGAACUGGUUCAUGUCCAACGCCUCGACCAGCAGUUGGUUGGUUCCUAGCAGCAGUGGUUGCACAGGUGGUAGCGGAAGUUCGAGGCAGGGCGCUCAUUACAACUCAAAGAAAGAAUUUUGUUCAUACUGGAUCCGCCAUGGGGAAUGCGAUUAUCAGCAGCAAGGUUGUCUCUAUAAGCACGAGAUGCCUAAUGACCUCCCCACCUUGGAAAAACUUGGCCUUCGGGAUAUUCCUCGUUGGUACCGCGAAAAAUACGGCAUUCCCAGCCUCCUGCCCAAUGGACAUGGUCAUCCACGUUCUCACGCUAGUCAUGCUCAACACUGGAAGGAUGAUGCUGUGGAGCGUGGUGCUAUGAAGUCGAUCCAGUAUCCUUCCCGCCUGGAGAUAAAUGGCGCGAUCGAAUCCUCAGAUAUCGAAAAGGCUUCUAAGCAGAAGGCUGCUCACUAUCUUUCUUCUCAGCAACAUGCCACAGGCGCUACUGGACCAUCUCGACAUGCUUAUCCAGCUGCGAGCUCACCCAAAACCUCGACCAACCCUAAGCAUGUACACAAGCAUAUCCCGGGCCCGGUUAAUUCAGUACCCAGAAGGAUAGAUCUCCUGACUUUUGAUCCCCUUCCAGAAUAUCCGACCCUGGAUCAUAUGGGAGGAGGUAUGAGUGAUCUGCCUUACCCUAGUCCUACCGACCAUGCCGCCAUCGAGAACGUUGAUAGGGUUCAACACGAGGAAUUUGUUCGCAAUCUUCACUCGCUUAUGCCAGCCCCUAUAGCCACGAGUGCCGACUAUCCGUCAACCUCCUUUGAAGGCGCCCCGACCCAGCCACGCUCCAAGAAAAGCCAAAAGUCGCGUCGUCUCUACCAGCCCUUGUCCCAAAUGAUUAUGCACGAUAUGAGCAUGGAAAAGAGAGAGGUUGACUCCUGCGGUACCUAUCAUAGUCAUGCGACUGCGUCCCCCGGUGCGGUUUCGGUCAUCUCCAAGGAUACUCCCAUCUCUCUGCUAGCGAGCCCCAUCCCUGACCCUUCUCAUGUGGGCGCCGCGUCCUCAGAGCCUCCGACUCGGGGCGCCUCUCCAUCGACUCAUUCUGGAGCCUCGUUCUCCUCUGGAUCCAGUCCUCGGACUCGUCGCAAUCAGUUCAAGGGAAAAGAUCCCAGAACGAUGCAGGCACCCAUCGGCACCAAACGAGUCAACAGAUCGACCGGAUCCCCAGUCAAUUAUGAAUUCUAAGCCGAAGUAUCAGGACAUCUGCAGGAAAUGCCACACACGGCGAAAAGAUUCCUCUUGUCCUCCAUCCUCCAUGUACGAUCAUCCACGAUCACCCACUGAAUCUCGUGGUGGAGCAAACCUUUUUUUUUUUUUUCCCUUUCCUUCUAUUUAUGGCUUCGACCAUAUGGAUACGAAGCAUUUGGGAAGCUUGACCAUAUGAUAAAUCGACUAACAUCUAGUUCAAUUAAAUAUACCUUUCUGCCGGACAGGAUGUCAUUUAUGAAUGGGUGGGUAGUUUGCAGUACCAAACCAUGCUAGGAUACCUUGCGUUCACGCCGGACUCAACCCUUUCUUGUUUUCGUGUGUCUUCUUUCGCUUUUGUUGGAUGGAUUCAUCGUUGUAUAUCCUCGAGGGGGUAUAGCACGAUAUGACGAUCAGGAUACAACAACUGCGCAAUGUGAACCUUUUGCGUUUCUUCGAGAUAUCGGUUUCUGUGAAGUACCUGUGGAUAGCUUCUUUUCUUUUUCUGUUCUUCCUUUUUCCCAUUUAAACAAGCUCGUGUUUCGGUGUAUUAUAGGGGGGUUGCGACUAUAACAUGCAUACACUGAUCCAGAAAACAAACAAACAAAAAGAUAGGACCCUAGGGAUAGGUACAGAAAUGGAUUUACA
Molecule: messenger RNA, 2214 nt
Organism: Aspergillus caelatus
Lineage: Eukaryota; Fungi; Ascomycota; Eurotiomycetes; Eurotiales; Aspergillaceae
Exons: 3
Coding region: 1-1566 (521 amino acids)
Molecular function (GO): metal ion binding
Source: RefSeq, a predicted model, not a curated record